Molecule: messenger RNA, 2453 nt
Organism: Antechinus flavipes (yellow-footed antechinus)
Lineage: Eukaryota; Metazoa; Chordata; Mammalia; Dasyuromorphia; Dasyuridae
Gene: RCN1
Product: reticulocalbin 1
Exons: 6
Coding region: 323-1306 (327 amino acids)
Cellular component (GO): endoplasmic reticulum
Molecular function (GO): calcium ion binding
Source: RefSeq, a predicted model, not a curated record
GCCCGAGUUCGGUCUGUGCCCGUUCCGGAGAAGAUUCGCCGCUUGCCAGCCCCCGAACCCCACGCAGGCGGGAGGGGCGGGCCCUUCGGAGAGCAAGCCCGCCCCGGACCCCGCCCCCUCCUCCGGGCCCCCUCCUUCUGGGAGCAGCCCCGCCCGCGGCUCAAGGGGAGUCCCGAACUGCGCCGGGGCGCUCCGGACAGCGCGCCGAGCUCAGUGCCGCGCAGCCCAGCCCAGCCCGGCCCGGCCCGGCCCGAGCGAGUCCUCCCUCCGCCUCCCCUUCCUCCGCGGUCCUUCCUCCCCGCCGGCGGCCGCAGGACGGGCCAUGGCGCUGGGCUGCCCGGGGCUGGGGCUCCUGCUCCUGCCGCUGCUGCUGCUGGGGCCCGGCCCUCUGGGGGCCAAGCCCACCGUGCGCAAGGAGCGCGUGGUGCGGCCCGACUCGGAGCUGGGCGAGCGGCCCGCCGAGGACAACCAGAGCUUCCAGUACGACCACGAGGCCUUCCUGGGCAAGGAGGAGGCCAAGACGUUCGACCAGCUGACCCCGGAGGAGAGCAAGGAGAGGCUGGGAAAGAUCGUUGGCAGAAUAGACAGUGAUGGAGACGGCUUUGUCACCACCGAGGAGCUGAAGACCUGGAUCAAGCGGGUGCAGAAGCGGUACAUCUAUGAAAACGUGGCCAAGGUCUGGAAGGAUUAUGACCGGAACAAAGAUGAUAAAAUUUCCUGGGAAGAAUAUAAGCAGGCUACAUAUGGCUACUACCUGGAGAACCCAGAAGAGUUUCAAGAUGGAUCUGAUCAGCACACUUUUAAGAAGAUGCUGCCCCGUGACGAGAGGAGGUUCAACAUGGCUGACCUGGAUGGUGACAAGGUGGCUACUCGGGAGGAAUUCACUGCCUUCAUGCACCCAGAGGAGUUUGAGCACAUGAAAGACAUUGUGGUCUUGGAGACACUGGAAGAUAUCGACAAGAAUGGUGAUGGAUUUGUGGAUCAGGACGAGUACAUUGCUGAUAUGUUUGCCCACGAGGAGAAUGGCCCAGAGCCAAACUGGGUGGUCACCGAACGGGAGCAGUUUUCCGAUUUCCGGGAUCUGAACAAGGAUGGGAAGAUGGACAAAGAGGAGAUUCGCCACUGGAUUCUUCCCCAGGAUUACGACCAUGCCCAAGCGGAGGCAAGGCACUUGGUGUACGAGUCGGACAAGGAUAAGGAUCAGAAACUAACCAAAGAAGAGAUCCUAGAGAACUGGAACAUGUUUGUCGGCAGCCAAGCUACCAACUAUGGAGAAGACCUCACAAAGAAUCACGAUGAGCUCUGAUGCUCUCUCUCCAUAGAAUCUCGGACUCUGGCCAGCUUCCUUGCUGGCUGCCACAGUCGUGAUGGUCUUCCAAUUUGCACCAGCCUAACCCUGACCAAGCAGUUUUAUUACCUCAAAAUGUGGAUGAAAAAUAGUCUGUUACUUGGGAUUUCACCCAAAGAGAUUUAGUCUUUAUUAUUGUCUCAGUUAAAUUUCUCUUCAACUGUCUUCUGUUCUCAGAAGAUGUCAAUAUUAUUUGGGGAAUGUACUUUGACAACUCAGCUCUUUAAAGGUUUUUUUUUGGUUUGUUUUGUUUUACUUUUUCUUACGUAGAGGGAAAUAAAAUUUAGAUAGGGCCAAAACAUUCCAUCAAAUCCCUGAGAAUUGUAGGCAGUGGAGGCUUGGAUGAACAUGGGUUUGGCUCUCUUUGGAUGGGGAAAGGAAAGCUCUCUUCAUCACUGUAGAUAAGUCCUCUGGAAAGCUUCCUUUGGAAAUCACUCUUCAUUCUGAAUUGUUCCAGUAAAUGAUUUCUAUAAUCCUUGUAUUUUUGUUCUGUACACAUUUGUUAAUGUGUACAAUAAUCUCACCCCCCUCCACACUUUACAAAAAUACUGUUUGAGUGAUUAGACAAGGUGGAGACAGAAUGAGUGACUCUUUGAAUCUCUAAGGAAGACAUUUGAAUUUUUUUUUUCCAUCUUGGUCUUGGGAUCUCUGUUUGAGGAACUCCCAGUGGGGAAACUCCCUUUCUCUAUCAAAUCCUGCAUUUCCACUGGGACUUAUUGUUUCUUGGGACAUUAACAGAUGAAGGAACUUGCCCCCUUCACCCACUCAGUCAUCUUCAGAAGUGAGACUUGAACCCAGAUUUUCUGAGCAAAGCAACCUCUGUCCACUACCAUUCUGCCUCUCAAACAUUCUAACAAGGACAAGGAAAUAGCUCCUUUUUUUUUUUUCUUUUUCAAAUUUUUCUAAGAGAAUUUUUUUAAGAUUCCAUUGAACUUAGCCUGAGUCUUCCAGGUGAAAAAAGAUUCAGGUGAUCAGUUCUUACCACCAAUCCACCAAAGGAGGAGGUGAUGGAGCCUACAGAAUGGCUGAGAACACCCUCACAGGUUUGAAAAUCCCAUCUUGUUCUAACUUGGAAGCAAAAAACAAUAAAGGAUCCUGAUGGGAA